CCUUCCUGCUGUGAGCGGGAGGUUCCGCUUGGGCCUGGUGCGGAGUCCCGGAAUCACGUGAGGUUGGGGUCGCUCCUUCUGCUUCCGGGUGGGCGGUCGCCAUGGCGAGCAAUGCCGCCAGCCUCAACGCCGUGAGGGAGACGAUGGACGUUCUGUUUGAGAUUUCAAGAAUAUUAAAUACUGGGUUGGAUAUGGAGACCUUGUCUAUUUGUGUGCGGCUUUGUGAGCAAGGCAUCAACCCAGAAGCACUGUCUUCUGUCAUUAAAGAACUGCGUAAGGCUACAGAAGCUCUAAAGGCUGCUGAAAAUAUGACAAGCUGAUGUGAUAGAAUCCUUCUUCAUGAGAAGAGUUCGAAGUUGUAGAGCUGAUAAAGAAUUUGAACAUUGGCUGCUACUUAGAAAUACGAAGUCAAAUUAUAUCUGGAGGUUUCAGAGUAUCUCUAAGUCAUCUUGAAAAAGGCAAUGUAUGGAAGAGCUUAAAGUUGGGUUUUCUUAAAUAGGCCCACCAGUAAUCUUACCACACUUGAAUACUUGGUUAUUUUUAUGAACCAGGGGUGAAUUUUAGUGUAACUGCCCUUCAGCAUGUAGGAUUUUUAAACAGUGUCAGAGAUUGAAGGUUUGCUGAAAUUACUAGUGUGUAACAGUGAAUGUUAUCACGAAUAUGGCUUGUUAACGCAUUCUUUAGAAGUGCUAUUGUGUUCUGUUUAUUCCUGUUGUACUAGUGUGAAAAUAUGUGGAUGCUUUUAUCUGUGGUAAAGGUAGGAAAGAAGUCCCUAUUGAGCUGAUUUUAAUUAGAGUACAGAUGAUGACUUAAAUGACUUAAGUCAUGUUCUGAAAGUAAGAAAUAAAGCACUUUUGAUUAUCAAGAUAAUGACUUGUCCUUCUAAUUCUGUUGGAAAAAGAGUUUUUAACUUGUUUUAGAAAGGAAUUUGGAUGUAUGUAAAUUUGACAUGUAGAUAACGUGGAAUAUCAAAUGCUGUUUGCGUAUGUUCUGAACACUCAACCUGAAAAUAUUAAGCAUAUAUUGUUAAUUACUAGUCAAAGCAUCUUACAAGUAGGGGCUGAUUUAGUUGUGUUAAACAGUCACUUGGUGUAGGGGAGUCUUCUCCUUCAGCACAAACAAUAUCCACUGAUGCAAAAACAAAUCUUUCUAGUGUAUGCAUUAAGCUACUGAACAAAUUAUCAUUCAGUGAAUCUUUUGCAUCCAGGAGUUAUGCUUCUUCAUAGGAAGAAAAUUUUCUUGUGUUUGUCCUCUGCUGCUGUUUUAGCUUUUCCAAUUUUUUGUUAGACUGUUUUCUAAGUAGUGGUGUUAAUAGAACCCAAAGCAGGCUGACAGGGGAAGCACACGUAAUAAAGAUUCAAGGUUCAUCUUUUGUGCGGACGGAAAAGUUCUUUUGAGUUUACAUCACACAUUACUCUAUCUGGGUCACAGCUUUAGAAAACAUGAUAAAUAUCUUUUAUUUCCUAUUACUCUGGCCAAGAAAUCACUCCAGAAAGGUGUAGAAUCUGUGUUAAAACUUCUGAAUACUGUGUGUAAUGUUUUCAAAAGUAUUAAAGAAUCUACUGUAUGGAAAGAUUGACAAUAAAUGUAUCCUAGAAAAAUGUGAGAAAUCAGCAAAGACUGAAAAUGUUAAAAUACUUAAAACAAAUAAGCAGUUGGUUAUUUCACGUUUAACUGGACUCAGUGCUGCAUGUCAAAACCAGAAAAGUAUUCUUGCAGUGUUGACAGGUUGUCAUUUGUUUCUGAAGAGAAUUGCGGAACUAAAAUUUAAACAGCAAAUGUAUCCUCAAUGCUUCUGAAAUUAGAGUGCUUGUGCAUUGGCAGUGUAUUUUUCAGUUCCCAGAUGUUUAGGUAAUAUAGUAAUUCUGAUGGCUUCCCUUGCCACUCCUAUUCAUCACUUUACUGCUGAAAAUACACAAAUGUUUCUAACUUCUGUUACAUUUAUUGUGGUUUCAGUGUUGAUUUUAUGUCCCUGAAAUGUUUAUAAUCAGCUUGCAAAUGCAAUAUGAGUGCAGUGCUGCCUAGGUAAGUUGUGCUUGCCAUUUUAGCAUUGAUGAACUUGGUUUUUACGCACUUAAGCCUUUUUCCAGGACACUAUGUCUCAAGCAGAAUUAUAGAAUCAGGGCAUGUUUUAGACAUUCAAAACUUAAUUUGACAGAUAUAAAAUUGUAUAUAAUACUUUUCUUAUCACAUAGAGCAAGUGGUAAUGUUUAACUUAAAUGUAGGGAGUCAAACACCUUGAAGUCUUGAAAACAAGAAUAGCUAUACUGGUUCCAGCUAAAGGUUUUUUUUAACACAAUAGCUUUUCUUCUAUAGUCAAAAGCAGAUGCCUGAGGAAGAAUAAGAACAAUGCAAGCAUGUUUGGUUCUUUUCCUUCUGUAUUCUAGCUUCCAAAUGUCUUCUAUUCCAGGCUUUCCUGGACAUCAUAUGGUUUGUCUAUUAGCAAUCUCUAAUGCUGUUUUUUCCAGUACUUGUCAAGUUUCCCUAUGACUGUAUAUGCUUCUUGAAUAAAAACAGCUUGUAUCAAAUGA
Molecule: messenger RNA, 2531 nt
Organism: Coturnix japonica (Japanese quail)
Lineage: Eukaryota; Metazoa; Chordata; Aves; Galliformes; Phasianidae
Gene: MZT1
Product: mitotic spindle organizing protein 1
Biological process (GO): mitotic spindle assembly; microtubule nucleation by interphase microtubule organizing center; gamma-tubulin complex localization
Cellular component (GO): interphase microtubule organizing center; gamma-tubulin ring complex; spindle
Source: RefSeq, a predicted model, not a curated record